Molecule: messenger RNA, 1438 nt
Organism: Priapulus caudatus
Lineage: Eukaryota; Metazoa; Priapulida; Priapulimorpha; Priapulimorphida; Priapulidae
Product: protein arginine N-methyltransferase 1-like
Exons: 10
Coding region: 64-1209 (381 amino acids)
Biological process (GO): peptidyl-arginine methylation
Cellular component (GO): nucleus
Molecular function (GO): protein-arginine N-methyltransferase activity
Source: RefSeq, a predicted model, not a curated record
GUGCUUGUGUUUAAAUGUGCCGUUCAUGUGUUUUUGGCGCUCUUGUCGCGGCGUGGAUGAAAAAUGGCGGAUAGCAGCGAAAUGGAGAUCACAGAAUGUCCUAAUCAGGUUGUCACACAGCCAGGAUGUGUGGCAUUGGUACACAAUGGACCAGCCGUGGUUAAUGGCGAUGCAGACGUUACGGCAAAGGGCCAAGUGGAAGACAAAAACAUCAGGCCCGAAGAGAUGACAUCAAAAGACUACUAUUUCGACUCAUAUGCGCAUUUCGCCAUCCAUGAGGAAAUGUUGAAGGAUGAGGUUAGGACACUCACUUACAGGAAUUCCAUGUACCAUAAUCGACACUUAUUCAAAGACAAGAUCGUGCUUGAUGUAGGCUGUGGAACGGGUGUACUUUCCAUGUUCGCAGCGAAAGCGGGAGCGAAAAAAGUUAUCGGGAUAGAGAUGUCUAGUAUUAUUGACCAUGCAUCAAAGAUUAUCCACAGCAACCACUUGGAUCACAUUAUUACACUAAUAAAGGGUAAAGUGGAAGACGUGUCACUACCUGAUGGUAUAGAGAAGGUAGACAUCAUCGUUAGUGAGUGGAUGGGCUACUGCCUCUUCUACGAGUCAAUGUUGGACACUGUAUUGUAUGCCAGAGACAAAUGGUUGGCAGAUGAUGGGCUGUUGUUUCCGGACAGGGCAACUUUGUACAUAUGCGCGAUAGAAGACAGACAAUACAAAGACGACAAGAUCAACUGGUGGGACAACGUGUACGGCUUCGACAUGUCGUGCAUACGCUCGGUGGCGAUCACGGAACCUCUCGUUGACGUCGUCGACCCGAAACAAGUCAUCACAAACUCCUGUCUGCUGAAGGAGGUGGACCUGUAUACGGUGAAGAAGGAGGACCUGACCUGGUCGUCGCCGUUCCACCUGACGUGUCGACGCAACGACUACAUACAGGCCUUCGUCACGUUCUUCAACGUCGAGUUCACCAAGUGCCACAAGCGCACGGGCUUCUCUACGGCUCCUGAGGCGCCCUACACCCACUGGAAGCAGUGUGUCUUCUACUUUGAGGACUACCUGACUGUGAAGAAGACGGAAGAACUUGUCGGAGUCUUCACGAUGCAGCCCAACUCAAGAAAUAACAGAGAUCUGGACUUCACCCUUGACAUAGACUUCAAGGGCGAGCUGAGUGAGAUGACGCAGCACAUAAAGUACCGGAUGCGCUGAUGACGGGGUGCCGCGGCCGGGAUCGAUCCCUGACCCGCCCGCAUCUCGCGGCGCGCCGGGUUGCCGUGACGACGGCGCGGCCAGUCGAGUUUGCUCUCGUGUAAUUAUUAGAGAGUGUCUUCUGCGUUCAGUUGUUCACCGAUCCGAACGUAUAUAUAUACCACGGUGCAGCGGGAAUGUAUGCUUUCUUCGCACAAACGCAUGUGCGCAGAACGUGCACAUCCGUACA